This is a messenger RNA of Penicillium taxi, 612 nucleotides long. RefSeq lists its product as uncharacterized. The record is from RefSeq and is a predicted model, not a curated record. The transcript has 3 exons. The coding region runs from base 1 to 612 and encodes 203 amino acids. Lineage: Eukaryota; Fungi; Ascomycota; Eurotiomycetes; Eurotiales; Aspergillaceae.
AUGUCCGUUCUUCACCAGGAUAAAAAAUUGACAGGUCCUGAUACGGAUCCUAUCCUGAAGAUGCAAGGAGUCCCCUGGGUAGUCCGCAAAGCUAUCGGCAUAGCAACAGUAUACCUCGACUACUCAGUCUAUACUAGCGAAUGCUCCGAGUCUCCGGGCUCAGUACUGAACAUAGACAUACACCAAACCGCAACAGCUGGACUUGCAGGGACGAGUGAAAGCCGUCGACUAGACUGGAAUAUACAGACACAUUCCGAUUACAUCUUCGGUGUGCUCAGUUCUCAGAGCCGGCUUAUUGACGGUGCUGCGGAUUCUGAAGGGACUGUGCGGCCCGAUGUCGAGGUGCAGACCAAGGUUGAUGAUGAUAAGGUUGUUGCCUUUCUUAAGGGGAAGAUUCUGCCCGAUGGGACUCCGAGUAUUGGGUUUGUUGCAGAGGGCAGUGGGGUUGGGGGAUGGGUGCAUACUUUUGCGUCGAAUCAGAAAGCUGGAUGGACGGCUGAACAGGUCUGGGGCUUUGAGAUGAUUGAUGGUCUAUGCUGUCAUACUCGUCGGUGUGUGGUUGCUGAUUCUAAGGGAGCGUAUCGGAUGGCUCGACUUGUUUAUACUAGAUAG